AUGGACACUUCAGCAGAGGAGAAUAAAGCUGAACGAGGACGAGCACCACACAUUGCUCAAUUGUCAACAGCAUCAGACAGCAAAGUAGCAACUGAAGAUGAGAUCCAGGAACUGGAACAUGUUGCAGCCAAACUGCCAGCACAGGUUUGGCUUGCCGCAACAAUUGGAAUGGCGGAGCGGUUUGCGUACUAUGGCACACAGACUCUCUUCCAGAACUAUCUCCAGAACAGUCCAGACGAUCUCAUACCGGGCGCAAUGGGAUUAGGAAAGUCUCGUGCUACCACAGUCAAUUUGGCUUUUACUGUUGCAGUGAAUCUGUUGCCAUUGCCAGCAUCAGUCCUGGUUGAUGGAUGCCUAGGGAGAUAUAAGGCUUUACAGAUCUUCACCGGAAUCUACGCUCUAGGAUCUGCAAUUCUGUUUGGCACCUCAUUUCCCUCGGAGAUGAGGAGUGGUGUUGCUCUUGGAGGGUUCAUUUUAGGAAGUGUUCUAAUUGCAGUGGGACUUGGGGGUGUUCAAGCUUCAGUGCAGCCUUUUAUCGCGGACCAAUAUACAGAGCAAACCAUGCGGAUAAGGAUUACGAAGAAUGGCAAGCAAGUGGUAGAAAGUCGCGAAGUGACUAUCCAGUAUAUUUACAAUGUGUACUAUUGGAUGGUGAAUGUUGGUUCACUGGGAAGCAUUGCUACUACAUUGAUGGAGAGGUAUAUUAGCUUCUGGUCUGCAUAUCUGCUGGAUCUGUGUGCUGUGAUACUUGCGGUCGUGGUUGUCCAUCUGGCGAAACCAAAGUUUGUCCAUCCUGUUCCACAAGGGUCUGUCCUUCCCCAUGCCGCUCGCUGCCUAUGGUAUGCUGCUCAGGGUGGUUUCAGCCUAGACACUGCACAGCCAGAGUACCAGUUAGAGAACCACCAGCAAGUGGUACCAUGGGAUAAGGAAUUCAUUUCUGAGCUUCGGGGUGCUCUAUCUGCAUUCAAAAUGGUACUUCCCCUCCCCCCCUCCCAUUACAGCAUUGGAUGGCCCAUUUUCUGGGUAUGCAUGGGACAGGGUGCUCAAGUCUCAAUCUCACAAGCCGGACAGAUGGAAACCCAUGGGAUUCCUAAUGACCUGAUCAAGUCAUCGAAUCCAGUCGCCUACAUGAUCAUUGUGGCCAUGGCAUACUCCGCAGUCAUGCAGGCAACCAUCUAUCACUCUGGGCCAUGUUACUCCCACCCACUGUCAUGCCCUGCGUCUUCUGGGGGCCGCACCCCCAACCAUGUGCAUGUCCUGCUUCAGCUGCCAACAUUUAUAAUCAUUACCCUGGCCAAAGUGUUUUGCUGGCUGACUGGAUCAGAGUACACAUAUUCACAUACCCCAAAGAGUAUGAAGUCAGCCCUGCAGGCAUGCUACAUCAGUACCGCCGGCGUCGGGUAUCUGUUGGGAAUGGCUUUGUCGCCUCUAGCUAAGGAUCCUUUACUUGUGGUGCUCUGGUCCGUGACAGCUGCAAUGAUGUUUGUGACGGCCUGCGCUGUUCGGGUCGCAUUCAGGAACUUUUAG
Molecule: messenger RNA, 1527 nt
Organism: Aspergillus fischeri NRRL 181
Lineage: Eukaryota; Fungi; Ascomycota; Eurotiomycetes; Eurotiales; Aspergillaceae
Product: putative PTR family peptide transporter
Exons: 8
Coding region: 1-1527 (508 amino acids)
Biological process (GO): oligopeptide transport; transmembrane transport
Cellular component (GO): fungal-type vacuole; plasma membrane
Molecular function (GO): dipeptide transmembrane transporter activity; tripeptide transmembrane transporter activity
Source: RefSeq, a predicted model, not a curated record